GCCAUCAAACACCUGGUGGACGACGCUCCUCUUUCAUACACCGUUUCAAUUGUCACCGACUGCGAGCCGUCGCACGUUUUUCUUUGACCCCAUAAAACCCACCCCCCGCCUCCUUCCUCCUCCGUUGUAUCGCAAACCACUAAGAGAGAGAGAGAGAGAGAGAGAGAGAGAGAGAGAAUGUCAGGGCUAACAUGCAACUCUUGCAACAAGGAGUUUCUGGACGACUCGGAGCAGAAGCUCCAUUACAAGUCCGAAUGGCACCGCUACAAUCUCAAGCGCAAGGUAGCUGGGGUUCCUGGAGUGACAGAAGCGUUAUUUAUAGCGAGACAAGCUGCACUUGCUCAGGAGAAAAACAGUGUGAGUGAAACCCCAAUGCUCUACAGUUGUGGUCUUUGUGGCAAAGGGUAUAGAAGUUCUAAGGCUCAUGCUGAGCACCUCAAGUCACGAAGUCACAUUCUGCGGGCCUCUCAAGGGGCCAGUGAACAGGAAGAGAAGCCAAUAAUUAGGCCACUUCCGAGUCGUGUUGUUAACAAAGCUCCCCCGAAAAGAGAGGCAAAUGAUGAGGAAACUGAUGAAAGUGAAGAUGAGUGGGUGGAGUUUGAUCCUGACGAAGACUUGGCAAAAUCUUUGACUGAUAUGAAUGUGGAUGAGCAUGCAUCUGAAGAGGAUAUGGAUGAAGAUGACGACUUUGAGGAGUUAGAUCCAACUUGUUGCUUUAUGUGCGAUCAUGAUCAUGACACCAUAGAGAGCUGCAUGGUUCACAUGCACAAACAACAUGGAUUCUUCAUUCCUGAUAUCGAGUAUUUAAAGGAUCCAAAAGGCCUCCUUACUUAUCUAGGUCUCAAGGUUAAAAGGGAUUUCAUGUGUCUGUACUGCAAUGAUAGCCGCCAUCCUUUUAAUAGUUUGGAAGCAGUUAGGAAGCAUAUGGUGGCAAAAAGCCACUGCAAGGUACACUACGGUGAUGGUGACGAUGAAGAAGAAGCUGAGUUGGAAGAGUUCUAUGAUUAUAGCAGCAGUUAUGUGGAUGAGGCUGGCAAACAACUCGUAGUAUCCGGUGAUAUGGCUAACAGCGUAGAACUUGGGAGUGGUGGCUCUGAGCUCAUUAUUACUAGAAGAUCUGAUGAUGGUAUAUCAUCCAAAACACUUGGUUCCAGGGAAUACUUGCGCUAUUAUCGCCAGAAGCUGCGUCCAUCACCUACUAAUGGUGUCGCCAUUACAGCUGCAUUAGCCUCAAGGUACCGAAGCAUGGGAUUGGCAACGGUGCAGUCAAAAGAACGAAUGGUCAGGAUGAAGGUACUGAAGGAAAUGAGAAGAUCGGGAGUGGAGGCUAUGCGGAGUAAGAUGGGAAUGAAAAGCAACGUCAUCCGGAACCUGCCCAAGAAUUGCACAUAUUAGUCUCAACACCUGCGAUAUCUGGAGCUGAAUGAUGAGUGUUGAGAGCCUGAAGUUUUUGAUGUAUUUUUCUAUUUUUCUGAGAGUUUUUCUACCAGUAAACAUCUUUUAAGUUGUAUCUUUUGUAUUUUAAAACCUGUUUGAGCAUAAAUAGCAAGUGGCAGUAUUUCGUUUGUAUGAACUACAAUUUUUACCAUCAUGCAAUACAAGUAAUCACUUUUUUCGCCGGC
Molecule: messenger RNA, 1622 nt
Organism: Pyrus x bretschneideri (Chinese white pear)
Lineage: Eukaryota; Viridiplantae; Streptophyta; Magnoliopsida; Rosales; Rosaceae
Product: cytoplasmic 60S subunit biogenesis factor REI1 homolog 1
Exons: 5
Coding region: 178-1395 (405 amino acids)
Biological process (GO): ribosomal large subunit biogenesis
Cellular component (GO): preribosome, large subunit precursor
Source: RefSeq, a predicted model, not a curated record